UCAUUAUUGUUGUUGUUUAGGUUUGAACAAAUCGGCGCGUACUUUUAAAUUAUUUGAAAUUAAUCUCGAUACAUGAUUGGUUACGCUGAAAGUGAGCUUUCAGUAACAUAAUUAAAAAAAAAAAACUUGCAAAGACAUUAGAAACGUUAUUUUAUCAAAACGAGAAGAAGAAGAAAAAUGUUGCGUUCGAUUGGCCGUCAAAGCGCUUAUUUUAUUGGACAUACAAAAGGCCGGCCAUUAACUGCUCGGUCCGCACUUGUGCGUAACACGCUGAGUGACGAGCUUAGAUUCGGGUCCGCAGGUCAGCAACAGUGUCGUCACUGCGCCACCAGCCACAAGGUGGGGCAAUUCGAAAGUGCUACAACAAAAGAUAUUUCGCAUAGAAAAAAGAACAGCCACACAAUCAACAGCAAUAAUGAGACUGAUGAUGAAGCAUCUCUGCUAGCACAACAACUGGCACAGAUCGAUGAAGAGGUUGCACACUUGUUGGCCUUGAAGGCGAAACUCGGCGAUGGUCCAGCAACGCCACAAAAGUUUACGCUUAAAACGCCUAAGGGCACGCGUGAUUAUUCGCCCCAGCAGAUGAUGUUGCGUCAAGGUGUGCUGGAUAAGAUCAUUGCUGUUUUCAAGAAGCAUGGUGGCGAAGCGAUUGAUACCCCGGUCUUUGAGCUGAAGGAGGUACUCACGGGCAAAUAUGGCGAAGAUUCAAAACUGAUCUACGAUCUCAAAGAUCAAGGUGGCGAAAUUUUAUCGCUGCGCUAUGAUUUAACUGUUCCACUGGCACGUUACCUAGCGAUGAGCAAAAUAUCCACUCUAAAGCGUUACCACAUCGCCAAAGUGUAUCGACGUGAUAAUCCCGCUAUGACACGUGGCCGUUAUCGUGAGUUCUAUCAGUGCGAUUUCGAUAUUGCCGGCACAUUUGAUCACAUGCUGCCCGAUGCCGAGUGCGUAAAAAUUGUUGCGGAAGUGCUGGACGCACUAGACAUUGGUGAAUAUGUGAUUAAAAUCAAUCACAGACAAUUGUUGGAUGGCAUGUUUGAGGCUUGUGGAGUGCCCGCCGAUAAGUUUCGCACCAUUUGCUCGGCUGUUGAUAAAUUAGACAAGUCUCCCUGGGCUGAUGUGCGUAAGGAGAUGAUCGAAGAAAAGGGGCUGGAUCCAGCUGCUGCGGAUAAAAUCGGUGAAUAUGUGCGCCUCAGUGGUGGAUCUGAGCUUUGCGAACAAUUGCUUGCUGACGAAAAAUUGAAAGCAGUACCCAGCGCGGUUAAAGGUUUAGAGGGUAUGCAGCUUUUGCUCAAGUACAGCGCUGCCAUGGGGCUGUCGGGGAAAAUAAGCUUCGACUUAAGCCUUGCACGUGGACUUGACUACUAUACAGGCGUAAUUUAUGAAUGUGUGCUACAAGCUGAGCCGAAGAUAGUGCAAAACGGCGCUGACGGUGCAGAGGAGCAAGGUGCGGUUGGCUCUGUUGCUGGCGGUGGUCGCUACGACAAUCUGGUCGGUAUGUUUGAUGCAAGGGGCAAACAGGUUCCUUGUGUGGGUGUCUCUAUUGGUGUGGAACGUAUUUUUUCUGUAUUGGAAGCCAAAAAUGCUGCAGCCGGUGUAAAGACGCGAACCAACGAGGUGGAAGUCUAUGUGGCUUCUGCUCAUAAAGGUUUACAUGAAAAGCGUUUGUCCAUCUUGAACACCCUGUGGGAGCAGGGAAUUAAGGCUGAGCACUCAUACAAACUGAAUCCAAAGUUACUGGCGCAACUACAAUACUGUGAGGAGAAUCAAAUACCAUUGGCCGUUGUGUUUGGCGAUUCAGAAUUAACGAAAGGCAUUGUGAAGCUACGUGAAGUGAAUACGCGGAAGGAGGAGGACGUACCAUUGACGGAGUUGGGAGAUGAGAUAAAGAAACGUUUACGUAAUUAAAUAGUAUUGGCUAUUCGCGUGAUUAGUAUACGGCAGGCUUACAAUAGAUUCAAUUAUUUAUUUAUCACAAAGUGAAAUUCUAAAAUAAUUAAAAUCUAUGAAAUAACAACCAAUGUGAAAAAGAAACUUAUCCAAAAAAACGAUGCUAAAAUAAAUAGUUAUACAAAAACGCAUUUACUGGGCACAACAACAGAAAAAUUGUUUUUUGUUUGUACUUUAGCUUAAAGCUAGAAAUUACAUUUAUAAUUUAAAAAUUACUUUAAGUAAGAUC
Molecule: messenger RNA, 2179 nt
Organism: Rhagoletis zephyria (snowberry fruit fly)
Lineage: Eukaryota; Metazoa; Arthropoda; Insecta; Diptera; Tephritidae
Gene: HisRS
Product: histidine--tRNA ligase
Biological process (GO): mitochondrial translation; histidyl-tRNA aminoacylation
Cellular component (GO): mitochondrion; cytosol
Molecular function (GO): RNA binding; histidine-tRNA ligase activity; ATP binding
Source: RefSeq, a predicted model, not a curated record